AGAGAGACGUAGUUAAUUGAGAAGGCGCAAGGCAGGAAGGAAGACAAUUGAGUGUACCAGUAGGGAGGUGAGAGUAGUAGUGGUCCUCGUUGGAGUGCGUGUUUUAUAAAGAGACUCAAAAUUGAUAGAAAUAACAAAAAAGCUGCUGCAACUGGUGCCUCAUCUGAGGACCAGCCGCCGCGCAAAAAAGGACGACGUUCAGCAGCAGGAGGUGCCACUACAUCAUCAGCCGCAUCCGCAGCCGCAGCAGCAAUAGGAACGAAUACAACGACAGCAUUAGCAAUAACGACUUCAACAACAACAACAGUAGCAGAAGCAGCAGCAACAGCAAGUUCGACUGGAAUAAACAACAGUAGUACGAGUCUCAGUUCGUUAGUGUCCAUAGACACAGAAACAGCAACAACCUCAAGAGCGGCUGCACAACAACAAGAGCAGAUACGCAAUCAAAAUAAUCGCGAAAAACAGACAAAAGGUGAAUCAGCAAAUAACAAUCAAAACACAAAUAGCAACAGCAGCAGCAACACUACUAGCAACAACUCUAACAAUAACAAAACAAAUACAACUAGCAGCAAUAAUAACAAAACUACAAACAAUAACACCACAACAAACGAAGGAAAAAGAAAACUGCCCCAGGACGGCGGAGGCAGUGGCAAUUUAGACAAGGACUCAUCAACUUCGACGAAUAUGCAAAAUUCUGCUUUGAAUCCUUCCACAUCCUCAUCGAGUGCCUCGUCUUUUAGUGCUUCGACAGUGGAAAGUGGGGCAAUGCCCAAUUCGGCUCCGGCCGCUGGCAGUAGUAGCAGUCAUGCCACUGACUCCUCUGCCGCGGGUUCUUCGAGCGUCAAUAAUUCGUCAUCCACCAAUGGACACGACUCCAAACACAAUGGAUUCACUGCCAACAAUACCAAUAACAAUAAUAACAACAACAGCAGCACAGAGGCGCCAAAUGCCAGCGAUGAUCAAAAUAAUCACGAAGUGGCCAACAAGACAAUUUCCUGGUUGGGCAAAUCGAAUCAGGAAAUAAUACGUCUGAUUGGGCAAUACUUGCAAGAUUUGGGCUUGGAGAAAUCCGUCAAAACUCUAAUGACAGAGUCUGGGUGCUAUUUGGAACAUCCCUCGGCUACCAAGUUUCGUGAGCAUGUCUUAUCAGGGGAAUGGAGUAAGGCAGAUGCAGAUCUAAAGGAACUAGAGCCACUGAUAGACAAUGGCAAACCUUCGACUAUUACCGAAAUGAAAUUUAUUUUGUUGGAACAAAAAUAUUUGGAAAAUCUAGAUGAUGGCUGUCCUCUGGACGCUUUGCAUGUAUUGCGCAAUGAGCUGACACCAUUGCAGCAUAAUAUUUCACGUGUCCACCAAUUGUCCUCGUACAUGAUGUGUUCUAAUAAUCACGAUUUGUAUCAACGUGCCAAAUGGGAAGGCAAGGGUAUAUUGUCAAGAGCUCUGGUAAUGGAGCGUUUGCAAACCUUUUUGCCACCUUCCGUUAUGAUGGCCCCACGUCGUUUGCGCACUUUGCUACAACAGGCCGUGGAAUUGCAGACACAGAAUUGCCUAUUUCAUGAUAUGGCCUGGGAGACAAAUUUACAAAAUGUUUCUUUGUUGACUGACCAUUGUUGUGCCACCGAUGGUUUUCCCCUGCAAACCAUACAGAUACUAUCCGAUCACUGCGACGAGGUAUGGUUCUGUAAGUUUUCACCCGAUGGCCUUAAGUUGGCCACGGGCAGCAAGGAUGGAGCGGUCAUAAUAUGGGAUGUUGAUCCCUAUAAGUUGCAGCUGAAACAACGCCGCCUCUUGGACUGUCAGUCACAAGUUAGUGUGGCCUUUAUUAGCUGGAGUCCCGAUUCAAAGUUGGUGUUGAUUGUGGGCUCUGAGGAUUCGACCGAAGUGUGUAUUUUCAAUGUGGACGAUGGGCGCUUGUUGAUGAAAAUGAAUAAUAUGAAUCAGGAAUCGGACAGUCUGUCAUGUGGUGCAUUCAAUCGCGAUGGUACACGUUUCGUUUGUGGUGGCCAAAAGGGUCAAUUCUAUUUGUGCGAUCUCAAAGGCACGGUGCUGGAAUCAUGGGAGGGUGUACGCAUUAACAGUGUGGCCUUCAGAUCGGAUAAUAAGACUAUACUAGCCGCUGAUAAUCACUACCGCAUAAGGGGAUACAACUUUGAUAACCCACGCACAGACUUUGAUGUGCUCAAAGAGUCACAUCCGAUUAUGACAUUUUCAGUUAAUUCCGCUGAUCGCUUAGCCCUGCUAAAUGUCUCCAGCCAAGGUCUUCACUUGUGGGACAUAGAGGACAAAUGCAUUGUGCGCAGCUUUCAGGGCAUACGUCAGAGUAAUUUCGCCAUACACUCAUGUUUCGGAGGCGUCAACGAGAGCUUUGUGGCCAGCGGCAGUGAGGACAAACACGUUUGCAUUUGGCACAUAAAGCGAGAAGAACCAUUGGCCAAGUUAGCCGGUCAUGCCAAGACUGUCAACUGUGUUUCCUGGAAUCCCGUAUAUCCCUCAUUGUUGGCCUCGGCCAGUGAUGAUUCGACCGUACGCAUCUGGGGACCCACAGCACCACACAACAUAAAUGCAACGCCCGAAAGUGACGAUUGUUCAUCAUGUUCCUCUUCGUCGUCAUGGAAUAUGACCUCCUAGAGCCUAAAGACACCGAGAAACGUAGCAGCCAUGUGAUCAGAGUGGCGAUAUUAUUUUAGUUGAUAUAGAUAAGCAGAGAGGGGUUACAUACAACCUUUACCUAAGUUGUAAGAAAUUCAUUUAGCCUUUAAGAGAUACAAUAUGGUCUAGAUGUUUAGUUAAAGCAACCAUUAAGUUAACGAAACGCAAACGAAAAAUCUACUCGUGAGAACAAGAAAGGCAUUUUCGUGCAAAUAUUUGAAAACGGAAUGAAUACAAUACAAUUAUAUAUAUAAAAAAAAGCUAAGCAUUAACUAUAUAUUGUAAGCAAUAUACGAAAUGAAUUAAGGUGAAUGAAUGGCAAGAAAAAACUAAAGAAAGUAAAGAACGUAGUCAGACCAGAAAUGCAACAGACAUUGAUGCAUAAAAAUAACUGCUCGUUUUGAAAAAUUUCAAUCAUCCUCAUCACCACCUAAACCUAACUUAGUUAUCUUUUUCUAUUAAUACAAACAAACACCUACAUCUAGUUUUUUUUUUAAUUUUUAACUUGCUCCCAGAGAGCCGAUCGUUCGUUUUUAUCUUUUUAGAUAAUUAAAAUAUAUAUAUAGAUUUUUAUUUAAUUUUUUUUUUUAAAUUUUCGAAAACAGAUUAAGUUUUUCCUCGGAAGUGAUUAUUUAUGGUGAAGAAGCGUUUAACUUCAAACAAAUUUAUAGUAAUAAAAAACAUAAAACAGAAGCAGAAAGAAAGGUUCGUUUUAAGUAGUUAUAAAAUUGAUUUGUAAGUUCAUUUACAAUUAAGGAUUGUUUAGAACGUACUCAUUUUCUGCCCACCUGCUCAAUAAAACCAAUAAAACAGUAAAGAUUGAUUGAUGUAUAAGCAGCAGCAGGCAGCCGAGAAGUGUCAGCAAUUAAGAAUCAGCAUAAUAUUUAAGUGAUUACAAAAUUUAAAAACAAAAUAAUAAAUAUUCAUAAAACUAAACGAAUUGUAGUGAUAUAAGACAUAUUUUUAAAAUGAAUUAUUAUAAAAAACAAAACAAAUAAAAUACAAGAGGAUAAACACACAGUUUUCAUCAAUACAACAACAACUACCAGCAUACAUAUUACAAAACAAAUUAUUGAACUUCAUGAAAAGAAAAACAAAACAAAAGAUCAUAAUCACAUAAACGACUUAAUAAACUAAUAAAAUCAGAUAUAAAACAAAAUUAAUAACAAAACAAACAA
Molecule: messenger RNA, 3827 nt
Organism: Calliphora vicina (urban bluebottle blowfly)
Lineage: Eukaryota; Metazoa; Arthropoda; Insecta; Diptera; Calliphoridae
Product: WD repeat-containing protein 26 homolog
Exons: 3
Coding region: 685-2628 (647 amino acids)
Biological process (GO): proteasome-mediated ubiquitin-dependent protein catabolic process
Cellular component (GO): GID complex
Molecular function (GO): protein binding
Source: RefSeq, a predicted model, not a curated record